CACGGCGUAACAUUCAAAAUGUUGUUUUUAUUGUACGUUCAGGCGGGCUUUACGUGCGCCGAGUGAAGCUACUAACAGUAAAGUUAGCCAAAAAUGACAACAUUAACCGACAUUUGGUGACGUUUUGUGGUGUCGGCGCAGCAUUGGCUGCCGUGACGCGAGAAAUUCGGCCGCCAUCUUGAAGUGGUGAUGAGGAGCCUAAACUGACAGUUGACAGAUAGAAGACAAAGAUGCCGGGCUGGUGUUCAGCGUUUUCCUGCUCAAAUGAGCAGACAAGGUGUGGAAGUGAGCAGCCGAGGCAAACAUGGCAGAUCCAGACCCGGAGCCGGCGAAGUCCAGGGCAGGUCACCGUCUGGGAGCCCCGGAGACUCUUGGCAUCAGUACCUUAGACCCGGCACACAGACCCCCGACCAUGCCCCCUGGAAGACAUGUCACCGUGAGCGUCCAUAUGUUGGACGACACCGAGGAACUCUUUGAUGUCUCGAUUAAAGCUUCAGGCAAGGUGCUCUUUGACCUGGUGUGCACCCACAUGAAUCUCAUCGAGGGCGACUACUUCGGCCUGGAGUUUCAGAACCAUCAAAAGAUGAUGGUUUGGUUGGAUCCCAUCAAGCCUAUUAUGAAGCAGCUUAGACGACCGAAGCACACGACGUUGAGGUUUGCUGUGAAAUAUUUCCCUCCAGACCAUGCCCAACUGCUGGAGGAGCUGACCAGGUACCUGUUUGCCCUCCAAAUCAAACAGGAUCUUUCCAGUGGACGUCUGACCUGCAACGACACCAGCGCCGCCCUCAUGGUCUCCCACAUCCUGCAGUCUGAGAUCGGGGACUUUGAGGAGAGUCAGUGCCGGUCACACCUCCUCAACAAUAACUACAUUCCCGAUCAGAUGCCCUUGAUCGACAAGAUCAUGGAGUUCCACUCCAUGAAUAUAGGUCAAACGCCUGCGGAAUCCGACUUUCAGUUGUUAGAGGUGGCGCGCCGACUGGAGAUGUAUGGGAUUCGUCUCCACCCAGCCAAAGACCGCGAAGGGUCCCGCCUGAGCCUCGCUGUGGCUCACACAGGUGUCCUGGUCUUCCAGGGACACACGAAGAUAAACUCCUUCAACUGGUCCAAAGUGCGCAAACUGAGCUUUAAGAGGAAACGUUUCCUAAUAAAGCUGAGGCCCGAUGUGAAUAGUUCUUAUCAAGACACUCUGGAGUUCUUGAUGACCAGCAGGGACUGCUGUAAGGUCUUCUGGAAGAUUUGUGUGGAAUACCACGCCUUUUUCCGCCUCUUCGAGGAACCCAAAGCCAAGCCCAAGCCCGUGUUGUUCACACGCGGCUCCUCCUUCAGAUUCAGCGGUCGCACGCAGAAGCAAGUCAUCGAUUUCGUGAGGGAGUCCGAGUUCAAAAAGCUCCCAUUUGAGAGGAAGCACAGUCGAGUGCAGCACAACAGCCGCCUGUCACCUUUGCCUUCGCCGCGCUCCCACCAAGUGCCGACAGAGAGCGGUGUUACCGGGGACAGACUGGACUCCGCUUCGCCGCACCAUUGGAAGGAAUCCGUCCUGGUGAAUUCCCAAGAAACCUCCCAAGCCCCGGCGAGCCCUCCUCACCAGAACAACAGAUCGCCAGCCAGACAGGAGGAGACCAGGGACUCGACAUGGGUGGCUCACCCGGAACAUCUGGCAACAGGUGCGCUGACGAACAGUCCCUACCUGUCCACGUCUCCCGCACACUCCAACGGGCCGCUUAACGGCCAGAUGUCCUUGGAGGUGGGAAGUCACAGUCCUGACGUCCGCCAGCCGUCCCCGCUCACCAGCCCUCUCCUCAACGACGCCUGCAGCAUCCGCACUGACGAUGAAGACGAGGUUCGGAGGAAGAGGUUUCCCACGGACAGAGCCUACUUUAUCGCCAAGGAGCUGCUGACCACGGAGAGGACGUACGUGAAAGACCUGGAGGUGGUGACGGUGUUCUUCCAGACUGCCGUGGGUGAGGAUGAGGCCACUCCGGACUCUCUCAAGAACACCAUUUUCUCCACUUUUGAGCCGCUGCACAGGUUCCACGUUGGUUUUCUCAGGGAAGUGGAGCAGAGGCUGGCUUUGUGGGAAGGGCGCUCCAACGCUCAUAUUAAAGGAGACUACCAGCGCAUCGGGGACGUUCUGCUGAAGAACCUGCAAGACCUGAAGCCACUCGCCGCCGACUUGCACAAGCAGCGCGACGUUCUGAUGGAGCUGGAAAAGGCCUGCAAGACGUCCCGCAGGCUGGAGGGUCUCUGCAGGGACUUUGAGCUGCAGAAGGUUUGCUACGUCCCCCUCAAUGUCUUCAUCCUGAGGCCCCUGCACCGACUGCUGCACUACCAGCGCAUCCUGGAGCGCUUGUGCAAGCAUUACCCUGCCACUCAUGUGGACUUCAGGGACUGCAGAGCUGCUCUGGCCGACUUGUCUGAGGUGGUGGAGCAGCUCCAAGGGAGCGUCAUGAAGACGGAGAACUUCCAGAAGCUGUUGGAACUAAAGAAGGAUUUGAUUGGCGUCGACAAGCUUGCUGUUCCUGGUCGGGAGUUCAUCAGGUUUGGCUGCCUGAGCAAGCUGUCUGGAAAAGGUCUUCAGCAACGAAUGUUUUUCUUGUUCAACGACGUCAUUUUGUACAGCAGUCGAGGGAUGACGGCCAGCAAUCAGUUCAAAGUUCACGGGCAGCUUCCGCUUCACGGCAUGACAAUCCGAGAGAGUGAAGAUGAGUGGGGUGUUCCUCACGCCUUCACCCUGGUCAGCCAGCGGCAGUCUGUGGUGGUCGCAGCCAGUUCCUUGUCAGAGAUGGCAAAGUGGAUGGAGGACUUGGAGAGGGCGAUAGAAAUGGCGAAAACCAGCAAGGGUCCUUCGUCUGACCUGCUGAGCUGCAGUCUGACCGACAACAAAUGCCCACGGGAGUUCUCAGCGGAGACAGAGUCUGAGGACGACGUGACAGCGUGCCACAGCUCGCCGGAGAGGGCCGCCCCUCAGCGCGGUAACACAAUGGUGCACGUGUGCUGGCACAGGAACGCCAGCGUGUCCAUGGCGGAUUUUAGCCUAGCUGUGGAGAACCAGCUGUCGGGGAACCUGCUGCGGAAGUUCAAGAGCAGCAACGGCUGGCAGAAGCUGUGGGUGGUCUUCACCAACUUCAGUCUCUUUUUCUACAAGUCGCAUCAGGAUGAUUAUCCUCUGGCCAGCCUCCCCCUGCUGGGUUACUCCGUCACCAUCCCCUCCGAGUCGGAGAACAUCCACAAGGACUACGUCUUUAAGCUGCAUUUCAAGUCCCACGUCUACUACUUCCGCUCGGAGAGCCAACACACCUUCGAAAGGUGGAUGGAGGUGAUCGGCAGCGCCACGGCCCCCUCAAGUCGGCUCCGGAACGGCAAGGACUCGCACUGAGUCAGCCUCUUUUGAGGUUUUUGUUUUGUUUUGUUCUCACGGUGACACGUCCGCUGGUUUCGACUGCAUCACAGACUGCUUUUCUCUUUUUGCCAUUGUUUUUUUUACAGCUCAGCUCUUUUUUACAGGAUGUCCCUUUCUACCGUUUUUUAGCAUUUAGAGCCACUUCCAGUUCCUGGUUGUCUUUUUUUUUGGGUUAGUUUUUUACAGCAGAACCAUGUGGAUGUUCUCUCUUUGGCGGUCCUCACUUUGUUGGUUUUCACUUUACACAUUCCGAUCAAUAUUCUCCUGGACUUUAUAAUGCAUUUUUUUUAUUUUUAUUGUUUGAACGUCGACGCCAUAACAUCCAAGCUACCCUUUAAAAGUCUGGCUUUUUUUGUUUUGUUUUGGACAAAAUAGGAUUUUGUUUUGGGUAAUUUUCAAACGAUCGACGCCAGUACCAUUCUUAAAAAAUUAUAUUUAAACUUAAACCCCGAUUUUGCAUUUUUGAAUCAAGGGAAUGUUUGCAGCUGUAGUCAUGUAAAAACAACAAAAAAUAAGCUUUAAAAGUAAUGUUUUUUUUGGGGGAGGGGGUAGUUUUUUACAGCAGAACCAUGUGGAUGUUCUCUCUUUGGCGGUCCUCACUUUGUUGGUUUUCACUUUACACAUUCCGAUCAAUAUUCUCCUGGACUUUAUAAUGCAUUUUUUUUAUUUUUAUUGUUUGAACGUCGACGCCAUAACAUCCAAGCUACCCUUUAAAAGUCUGGCUUUUUUUGUUUUGUUUUGGACAAAAUAGGAUUUUGUUUUGGGUCAUUUUCAAACUAUAGACAACGGUGCCAUUCUUAAAAAUUUCUAUUUAAACUUCAAUCUCGAUUUUGCAUUUUUAUAUCAAGGGAAUGUUUGCAACUGGUAGUCAUGUAAAAAGAACAAAAAAUAAGCUUUAAAAGUAAUGUUUUUUUUGGGGGAGGGGGUAGUUUUUUAUAGCAGAACCAUGUGGAUGUUCUCUCUUUGGCGGUCCUCACUUUGUUGGUUUUCACUUUUAGUACUAAACACAUUCCGAUCAAUAUUCUCCUGGACUUUAUAAUGCAUUUUUUUUUUUUAUUAUUGUUGAACGUCGACGCCAUAACAUCCAAGCCACCCUUUAAAAGUCUGGCUUUUUUUGUUUUGUUUUGGACAAAAUGGGACUUUGUUUUGGGUCAUUUUCAAACUAUCGACGCCGGCACCAUUCUUAAAAAAUUAUAUUUAAACUUCAAUCUCGAUUUUGCAUUUUUGAAACAAGGGAAUGUUUGCAGCUGUAGUCAUGUAAAAACAACAAAAAAUAAACUUUAAAAGUAACGUUUUUUUGGGGGGUGGGGUAGUUUUUUACAGCAGAACCAUGUGGAUGUUCUCUCUUUGGCGGUCCUCACUUUGUUGGUUUUCACUUUUAGUACUAAACACAUAUUCCAAGCAAUAUUCUUCUGGACUUUAUAAUGCAGUUUUUUUUUUAAUUGUUGUUGAACGUCGACGCCAUAACAUCCAAGCCACCCUUUAAAAGUCUGGCUUUUUUUGUUUUGUUUUGGACAAAAUGGGACUUUGUUUUGGGUCAUUUUCAAACUAUCGACGCCGGCACCAUUCUUAAAAAAUUAUAUUUAAACUUCAAUCUUGAUUUUGCAUUUUUGAAUCAAGGGAAUGUUUGCAACUGGUAGUCAUGUAAAAAGAACAAAAAAUAAACUUUAAAAGUAAUGUUUAUUUGGGGGGAGGGGGUAGUUUUUUAUAGCAGAACCAUGUGGAUGUUCUCUCUUUGGCGGUCCUCACUUUGUUGGUUUUCACUUUUAGUACUAAACACAUAUUCCAAGCAAUAUUCUUCUGGACUUUAUAAUGCAGUUUUUUUUUUAAUUGUUGUUGAACGUCGACGCCAUAACAUCCAAGCCACCCUUUAAAAGUCUGGCUUUUUUUGUUUUGUUUUGGACAAAAUGGGACUUUGUUUUGGGUCAUUUUCAAACUAUCGACGCCGGCACCAUUCUUAAAAAAUUAUAUUUAAACUUCAAUCUUGAUUUUGCAUUUUUGAAUCAAGGGAAUGUUUGCAACUGGUAGUCAUGUAAAAAGAACAAAAAAUAAGCUUUAAAGGUAAUGUUUUUUUGGGGGGGGGGGGGGGUAGUUUUUUACAGCAGAACCAUGUGGAUGUUUUCUCUUUGGCGGUCCUCACUUUGUUGGUUUUCACUUUUAGUACUAAACACAUAUUCCAAGCAAUAUUCUUCUGGACUUUAUAAUGCAGUUUUUUUUUUUUAUUGUUGUUGAACGUCGACGCCAUAACAUCCAAGCCACCCUUUAAAAGUCUGGCAUGUUUUGUUUUGUUUUGGACAAAAUAGGAUUAUGUUUUGGGUCAUUUUCAAACUAUAGACAACGGUGCCAUUCUUAAAAAUUUCUAUUUAAACUUCAAUCUCGAUUUUGCAUUUUUAUAUCAAGGGAAUGUUUGCAACUGGUAGUCAUGUAAAAAGAACAAAAAAUAAACUUUAAAAGUAAUGUUUAUUUGGGGGGAGGGGGUAGUUUUUUAUAGCAGAACCAUGUGGAUGUUCUCUCUUUGGCGGUCCUCACUUUGUUGGUUUUCACUUUUAGUACUAAACACAUAUUCCAAGCAAUAUUCUUCUGGACUUUAUAAUGCAGUUUUUUUUUUUUAUUGUUGUUGAACGUCGACGCCAUAACAUUCAAGCCACCCUUUAAAAGUCUGGCAUGUUUUGUUUUGUUUUGGACAAAAUAGGAUUGUGUUUUGGGUCAUUUUCAAACUAUAGACAACGGUGCCAUUCUUAAAAAUUUCUAUUUAAACUUCAAUCUCGAUUUUGCAUUUUUAUAUCAAGGGAAUGUUUGCAACUGGUAGUCAUGUAAAAAGAACAAAAAAUAAGCUUUAAAAGUAAUGUUUUUUUUUUGGGGGGGGGGGGUAGUUUUUUAUAGCAGAACCAUGUGGAUGUUCUCUCUUUGUCGGUCCUCACUUUGUUGGUUUUCACUUUUAGUACUAAACACAUAUUCCAAGCAAUAUUCUUCUGGACUUUAUAAUGCAGUUUUGUUUUUUUAUUGUUGUUGAACGUCGACGCCAUAACAUUCAAGCCACCCUUUAAAAGUCUGGCAUGUUUUUUUUUGUUUUGGACAAAAUAGGAUUUUGUUUUGGGUCAUUUUCAAUAGAUCGACGCCGGUGCCAUUUUUAAAAAAUUGUAUUUAAACUUCAAUCUCGAUUUUGCAUUUUUAAAUCAAGGGAAUUUUUGCAACUGUAUUCAUGUAAAAACAACAAAAAAUAAGCUUUAAAAGUAAUGCUUGAAACUAAAUACAAACUUUUUAACUGCAGUUCUGCCCUUCUUUGAGCCACUGUCUGAAGUAGCUCUUUUUUUAGGUGCCAAUGAAAGGAAAUAUGCAUUUGAUAACAUUUAAGUGGAGAUCGAUGCAAUGCCAAAUGUCUGCUCUUGCUUGGAGAUCUUUGAAAAUUUAUUAAAAAAAUUAAAAAAUA
This is a messenger RNA of Nerophis ophidion (straightnose pipefish), 6830 nucleotides long. Its product is annotated as FERM, ARHGEF and pleckstrin domain-containing protein 1-like. Gene Ontology annotation, molecular function: cytoskeletal protein binding; guanyl-nucleotide exchange factor activity. Gene Ontology annotation, cellular component: cytoskeleton. Bases 305 to 3376 code for a protein of 1023 amino acids. NCBI's taxonomy places the organism in Eukaryota, Metazoa, Chordata, Actinopteri, Syngnathiformes, Syngnathidae. The transcript is spliced from 28 exons. The record is from RefSeq and is a predicted model, not a curated record.